UUGCGUAGGAGCUAAGAUGGGACUCGGUAAAACGUCAGAAACAGGGAAAAACAUUGCCACGUAAUUAGGGCUCCUUGUACGUCCAUCAACCUUCCCAGGGGUUUCAAAUGCUCAUUUAUUUUGCUCUCAAGCUCCCCCUUAGCGUUAGUCCCAGUAGUUUGAAGUAACAGAACAGUUUCGUGCCCAGAAGAGAGAGGAGCUCACCGCGCGUGUCCGGACUUUCAUCGCGGGGCGUAAAUCAAGUAUUUGCCGCGAUCGCACCAUUCCCGCAGGCUUAAGUCACUACUGUUGUCAAGGCGUUUGCGGGAAUGUCAAGAGAACGUCUGACUGUUCAUUAAGAACUGGAAUCAUCGGAGAAGGCAAAUGGUUUCAUAAAUCGUGACCUGGAGAGUCCUGAUUUGGUUACGUUGUGGCGCUAUUCUGGAAAGCAAUUUCUAACGCAUGGUUUCUAAGUUUUUGGGGUUGUGAUUAGAAAAGAGAUUCGGCUUGGAUCCACGCGGGACUGACCUUUGGAUCUAGCAUUAAGGAGAAGAUUUGUGUCGAACACAGGUUAUUUGCUUAUGAUUCAGAAUAAAUCGAUGUUGGUUGUAGCUAAGAAACAUUUGGGGCAUCUUAUACAAUCACCUUUUACGUUCUUGUUCAGUUUGCGUCAUGACUUCUAGUUAUGCCCAUGUAAUGGACAGACCAGCCACGCUAUCAAAUCGCUUGGAGAGUCCAAUCACUGCAAAUCUGGAAAAUUUACAGGCUAAGAAAAACUUUUCAGUAAGUCACCUGUUAGACCUGGAGGAAGCGAGGGAGAUGGUCGGAGCACAAGCGGACGAGAGCACGGGAGAGGCGGGCAGGAGCAUGCUGGAGUCGCCUGGUCUGACAAGCGGCAGCGAUACUACGCAGCAAGAGAAUGAGCAGCUCAACUCAGAGGAGAAGAAGAAACGUAAGCAGAGGCGAAACAGGACCACGUUUAACAGCAGUCAGCUCCAGGCCUUGGAGCGAGUGUUUGAGAGAACACACUACCCAGAUGCUUUCGUCAGGGAGGACCUAGCACGCAGGGUGAACCUCACUGAGGCUCGUGUGCAGGUUUGGUUUCAAAACAGACGGGCCAAGUUCCGGCGUAAUGAGAGGGCCAUGCUGGCCAGCAAGAAUGCCUCACUCCUUAAGUCUUACUCAGGAGAUGUGACGUCGGUGGAACAACCUAUCGUGCCACGCCCAGCCCCCAGACCCAGUGACUACCUGUCCUGGGGCAGCAGCCCUCCAUAUAGUGCCAUGGCAAGCUACUCACCGUCGUGUGGCAGCAACAACACAGCCCAAGGUGUGAAUAUGGCCAACAGCAUCGCUAACUUGAGACUGAAGGCCAAGGAGUACAGCCUGAACCAAGUGCCCACUGUGAACUGAGAGAAGCCGUACAGCCAGGACAGCGAGUGGCACAGCGCCUCUGUCACCCCAGCCAAAGACACUGCCGCUGUGCAUACGAAUGUACUCUGUCUGUGCUUUAGUGUGCAGUGGUGUUCAUCCAUCUACUCCAAAAGGAAUGGAGGAAAAAUAGAUUAUCCAAAGCUCUAACAGAAAAAAGAACUCUUUUCUAAAACUCUGAUUUACGUAAGAUGCUGUCAUGUUUUUGGCAGUCAGUGUUGACAUGUGGGGAAACUUUGGGGGUUUUUUUUUGUUUUUUUUUUUAAAACACAAAAUGGAAAGUUUGUGUAUUCAUAUUCGCUGUGGCGACAAUGGGUGUAGCCCCUUGAAAGGAAGACAUGGUAUGGAGUCCUGGAGACUGCAGCCAACCACUGAGAACUGAUCACCUCUAUGGAAUUCAGCUGCAGCAAUCUUACAGACUCUUUGAAGGAAGCCUUCAGAAUUCUUUCUUGAUUUCUCCCAGGACAUUCACUGCAAUAUAUUUAGAUUGUAAAUAGCGAAUACCUUUGUUUUUUAGAAUAAGCAGGUAAAACAUAACUUUGUAAUGAACAUAUUCUGAUUUCUCUUUUGGGUUUAUACAAUCAUCCACAUGCUGUGGCUGAGUGUGCAUUUUUGAUGUAUGUAAUGUUAGAUCCAUGUCAUGCUGUUUUUUUUUUUUUUUAAAUAAGGAAAUCACUCCUGAGUCUAAAUCCUUGAAGCCUUGUGUACAUUGUCUGAGAAUAUCUAAACCUGUAAUAUUCCUUUGCAAUUAAAAACAUGUGCAAGCAA
Messenger RNA from Electrophorus electricus (electric eel), 2175 nucleotides. RefSeq names its product paired related homeobox 1a (gene prrx1a). Gene Ontology annotation, cellular component: nucleus. Gene Ontology annotation, biological process: regulation of transcription by RNA polymerase II. The record is from RefSeq and is a predicted model, not a curated record. NCBI's taxonomy places the organism in Eukaryota, Metazoa, Chordata, Actinopteri, Gymnotiformes, Gymnotidae. Gene Ontology annotation, molecular function: RNA polymerase II cis-regulatory region sequence-specific DNA binding; DNA-binding transcription factor activity, RNA polymerase II-specific.